Cyprinodon tularosa is the source of this 3229-nucleotide messenger RNA. It is a transcript of the gene itih5, whose product is annotated as inter-alpha-trypsin inhibitor heavy chain 5. The coding region runs from base 186 to 3050 and encodes 954 amino acids. The transcript has 14 exons. Lineage: Eukaryota; Metazoa; Chordata; Actinopteri; Cyprinodontiformes; Cyprinodontidae. Gene Ontology annotation, molecular function: serine-type endopeptidase inhibitor activity. The record is from RefSeq and is a predicted model, not a curated record. Gene Ontology annotation, biological process: hyaluronan metabolic process.
UGCAGGAUGUUGACCAGGAGGAGAAAGCGGAGAGUUUCUUUCUGGUUUAAAGUGACUCUCCCUGAGGAUGAGCCUCCGGUCUGUGGGCGGAUUUUCUCCCCCUGCUCAGCCUCCUGCGCGCUCAUAUCUGGACUGGGAACGUUAUGGCGCACUACUAACAACUAUAACUGCAGACAGGCUGAAAGAUGCUGCUGCUGCUGCUUCUGCUGCUCAGCUUCGGUCCGAGCUUCCAGAACCAGGCCCAGCUGGAGGAGGACCCGGACCAUGAGACAGCGCCUCGCAGGAUCCCUCGGCAGGUGAAAACCAUUCUGACGAAGGAGAAUAAGCCUUACAUCCAAGAGCUGUCCAUCAAGACCACCAUCAUCUCCCGCUACGCUUUCACCGCCGUGUACUGCUCCAUGCUGAACCGACACGCUGCUGCUGCUGAAGGCACCUUCCAGUUUAGGAUCCCCACUGGGGCUUUUAUCUCCAACUUCACCAUGAUCAUCGGAGGGCGUGUCUACCAGAGUGAAGUCAGGCCAAAGGAGAAGAUGGGCAAACUGGGGAACGGCAAAUCCAAGAGCAGGAAGUUAAGCGACCAGAGCUCAGAGCCGGAGGUAUUCAGGACGGUGGCUAACAUACCGGGCCGGAAUCAGGCUGUUUUCCUGCUGAUGUAUGAAGAGCUUCUACAGCGGCGGCUGGGAAGCUACGAACACAUCACCAGCCUCAGACCUCUGCAGUUGGUAAGCCGCCUCAGCCUGGACGUCACCGUCGUUGACCAUGUACCCAUCGUGGACCUGGAGGUUCUGCCCCUCCAGAAUGGAAAGAGGACAGCCAAACCUGAGGUUCCCAUCACAACUGCAGUAAAGAACGAGAAGAAUGUCUGGAGGAUCACCUUCAGCCCCAGCAUCAUCCAACAGGCCCAGAUCUCCACCAGUGGCAUCAUGGGAGAUUUCGUGAUCUGCUAUGAUGUCCAACGAGAUGCAGGCAUCGGUGACGUCCAGGUUUUAAAUGGACACUUCGUCCACUACUUUGCUCCCAAAGAUCUGCCUGCUGUGCCCAAGAACGUUGUGUUUGUGAUUGACACCAGCGCCUCAAUGAUGGGGAAGAAGAUGAGGCAGACAAAAGACGCUCUGUUCACCAUCCUCAAGGAUCUGAGAUCUGCUGAUCAUUUCAACUUCAUCAGCUUCUCCAAUAAAAUCAAAGUUUGGCAGCCGAAUCAUCUUGUCCCAGUGACCCCCCUAACCAUUAGAGAUGCCAAGAAGUUUAUUUACACCUUGAUACCCAACGGGGGGACAAACAUUGAUGGAGCCAUCCAGGCCGGUUCCUCCCUACUUCGGGGUUACCUCUCAGACCCUGCAACCGCCGGCCCAAACAGCGUCUCCCUCAUCAUCUUCCUCACUGAUGGGCGGCCUACGAUCGGAGAGACAGAGUCCGCCUUCAUCUUGGGAAGCACUCGCUCCGCUGUGGGGGAAAAGUUCUGCAUCUUCACCAUCGGAAUUGGAAACGAUGUGGAUUACAGGCUUCUGGAGCGCAUGUCUCUGGAGAACUGCGGGAUGAUGAGACGCAUCAGUGAGGAAGCCGAUGCCAGCGCUAUGCUCAAAGGGUUCUACAAUGAGAUCGGAACGCCUCUUCUGUCCGACAUCAGGAUCAACUACACUGAGAACUCUGUCAGUUACGUCACUCAGAAUCUUUUCACCAACUACUUCAACGGCUCCGAGAUUGUUGUGGCUGGAAAGCUGGCAGACCACAGUGCAGAAUCCCUUCAUGUUCAGGUUACUGCCACCAACAACGACAGGGUCAUCACGCUGGAGACGGACGUGCCGCUGCGGCGCCUGCAGAUAGAAACGCAGAAACACGUGAAGGCAGCAACUGCUGCAGUGGAAGCUGGAGCCAGGGGCCUCGGGUCAUGGGUCACCCAGAAAUUGGGGACUUCGGUUGCUGAAAACUUCACAGAACGAGUUUUGGGAUUCCUGAGCGUCAAGGACGGCCUCCGAUCGCGGCUCCGCAGCCACACCAGCAGGGACAGGGAGAAGCACACCCAAGAGACCACCAACCUGUCUCUGACCUACCACUUCCUCACUCCGCUCACCAAAAUGGUGGUGGAGCAGCCCCAGGUUCUGGCUGACGGCACCAUGGCAACAGCUGCUGAUGAGGCUGCCGCACCAACCAAUGAGCUGCUGGCUGACACAGAUGAUGAACAGCCACAGAAGCUGGACCAGAAGCUGGCGGGCCAGAUUUCAUCUCUGAGCAACAAAAUAGAAAAAGUUGAAAGGAGACCAGUGAAGAAGUCCAUCACCAUCUCUAAAACAUCGGCUGAUGGUGACCCUCACUUUGUGGUGGAGUUUCCUCUCAAUAACCUAACCGUGUGCUUUAACAUCAAUGGCGAGCCGGGGGAUGUCCUCCGUCUGGUUUCUGACCACAAAUAUUCAGGUGUGACAGUUAACGGUAAGCUAACAGGCGCUCCGGCUCCACCGGGGAGCCACAAGCAGCAGCGGACAUACUUCAGCAGCAUCUUGGUUGUGGUGGACCAUCCGAGACGCGCCUAUAUUGAAGUGACGCCAAAGAAGGUGAUCCUGGACGGCCGGGACCGCUUGGUCCUGCCCUGUCACACCACGGUGGCCGUGGACAGCGGGGCGCUGUCUGUAGCUAUAUCAGCAAGCUCUAAUGUGACGGUGACGGUGGGAGGAAACAUCAGCUUCGUCAUCUUGCUGCAUCAGUAUAAAAACCCCGCCCUCUACCAGAAAGACCACCUGGGGUUCUACAUCGCCAACAGCACGGGGCUUUCACACAACUGCCAUGGUCUGCUAGGUCAGUUCCUGCAUGAGGAAGUGGGAGUGGAGCAGCGUCCAGCCCACCGCGACGACCCCCCCUCUGUGUUUCUGGAGGUCAAGGACCGAUCAGUGCCGGUGGUUCCUAAAAGCAGGAGGAUCAAUGGCGGGAAGCAGAAUGUGGACUGCUGGUUUGCCCGACACAACGCAGAGAAGCUGAUAGACGGACGGUACGAGGACUAUGUGGCUUCCCACAUGUUUGAUACAGAAGCCUGGCCUGUGGGAACCAGAAACACCUGAAAAUUACCUCCCCCAGCAGGGCAUUAAUGAAUAUUUUUUUAUUUUACUUUCUAUUUAGCAGAAUAGAAGUUAAUGGCUGCAAGUCGCUACAGAAUUUUUUACAAUUUCUAAUGAAAUAUGUUUUUUUUAUCUAAUGUUUAUUACUCUACAUGUUAAAAUGAAUAAAGAGUUUAAAUCCA